Cariama cristata (Red-legged seriema) is the source of this 337-nucleotide messenger RNA. Its product is annotated as mth938 domain-containing protein-like. Gene Ontology annotation, biological process: positive regulation of fat cell differentiation. The annotation marks the transcript as partial. The record is from RefSeq and is a predicted model, not a curated record. The transcript is spliced from 3 exons. Lineage: Eukaryota; Metazoa; Chordata; Aves; Cariamiformes; Cariamidae. Gene Ontology annotation, cellular component: cytoplasm.
GAGUUUGGUUUCAAAUAUUCCUUUAUCAAAAUUAAGAAUAGUGCAGAAAUUGAAACUGUUAACUGAAAUGAAGCUAACUGAUAUGUUUCAGUCCUCUUUGCAUUCUCCAGGAGUGCAACCAGCUGACCUUGAAGAAGUUGUCAAGAAGGGUGUUAAAACUGUGGUGAUUGGUCGUGGCAUGAGCGAGGCUUUGCAGGUUCCACCAUCUACUGUGGACUACCUGAAGAAAAACGGGAUUGACGUGUUGGUCUUGCAAACGGAGAAGGCUGUGGCAGAGUACAAUGCCCUGGCUGCUCAGGGUGUCAAAGUGGGGGGAGUCUUCCAUUCAACCUGCUGA